Messenger RNA from Oncorhynchus nerka (sockeye salmon), 2404 nucleotides. RefSeq names its product nucleic acid binding protein 1a (gene nabp1a). Gene Ontology annotation, biological process: response to ionizing radiation; mitotic cell cycle checkpoint signaling; double-strand break repair via homologous recombination. The transcript is spliced from 6 exons. The coding region runs from base 927 to 1583 and encodes 218 amino acids. Gene Ontology annotation, molecular function: DNA binding. The record is from RefSeq and is a predicted model, not a curated record. NCBI's taxonomy places the organism in Eukaryota, Metazoa, Chordata, Actinopteri, Salmoniformes, Salmonidae. Gene Ontology annotation, cellular component: SOSS complex.
UGACGUAGUUAGGGGGCAUUGUUUGAAGAGCAGGGGGGUGCGUGCCACAGUUGUCUAGAUAUAAACUCGCCGAGAAUUUUCUUUAGCCAUAAUUCAAGUCUAAUUACUAGCAACACUUGAAUUUACGUUUAUCAAAUAAUUAUAUAUAGCGGCCAUGUAUUAGCAACAUAGACACGUACGAGUUUGUGUUGUAACAAAGCUGAAGUUGGACAGCUAACGUUAGCUAGCGCUACUUCCUCCAUCAGACUAGAAAUGAGUGUUAAUCUUAGCUAUAAUUUAUAAUUGAGCCAACAUCAGUCUUUUUCGUUAUGUAAGUAGUUAGUUAGUUCAAGUAAAGCACAAGUUUUGCGUAAACUCACCAUUGUGAGAAUAUUCAGGCUAACGUUACUGCUGUAGCUAGUUAGCACCAGAUGAGGAAAGAGAACUGAAUUGUCAGGCGGUUAAACAUUUUUGACGUUCAUAUUUUUUAUUCACCAUAAACUGGUGUUUUAGGUUCAUACUUAGCACCGCAAGCAUAUCGUUUAAUGUAGUUGGCUAGCUUUAUGUAGUGUUUUUUCACGUGUAACUAAGAUUGUUCUAGCAGGAAGUAUAGUAACCUUAAGAGAAUAGCUUGGUAGAAAAUGGAGUAAAGUAGCUACAGUAGUCCAUCCAUUGAAAGCAAAAGUAACGUUAGCUUGUUAUCCUUUUGGAAGCUAGCUUUAUACAUCGGGAACCCCACAUCUCAUUUGUUUCAAGUUGUGGCAAAAAAAAAAAACGUUUCUCAAAUAACUUUGUAUAUACCGCUAGCAAGUUAUGACAAUCCCUUUAUGUUGAAAACGAACGUUAGCUGGCUAGUUUGCUGCUAGCUUCCGACCGAAUGCUGCUACCGAUUGCAUAGCUUUCUAGACAGCUUGCUAGCGUGUCACUUUCCCAAUUGCAUCCUAAAGAUGUCGAACGCCAUAAACGAAGGUCUGUUCUUGAUAAAAGACGUGAAGCCUGGAUCGAAAAAUUUAAAUAUCGUAUUCAUUGUUUUGGAAAUAGGACGGGUAACCAAGACGAAGGAUGGCCAUGAGGUGCGUUCCUGCAAGGUAGCGGACAAGAGCGGAAGCAUCGCCAUCUCUGUCUGGGACGAGCUGGGCAGCCUCAUUCAGCCUGGGGACAUUAUCCGGCUGACCAGAGGCUACGCCUCCAUGUGGAAGGGCUGCCUGACCCUGUACACUGGAAGAGGUGGAGACCUGCAGAAGAUCGGAGAGUUUUGCAUGGUGUAUUCCGAAGUGCCUAACUUCAGUGAGCCCAACCCAGAUCUGCUAGCCCAGAACAACCAGCAGAACAAGACUGGCAAAUCGGAUCAGAGGGGGAAUUCUCCGCCUAAUCAGAAUUCAGGUACACCUGCUCAGUCAGGUAACGGUGCCAUGAUACCAUUUGUCAACAACAACAGUUCUCCCUCCACUCCUCGUGACCCUGUCUUUGGGGGUGUGGGGAGGACUAACGGCCGUUCCCCUGGCAGCACAGCUCCUCCAAUGUCCGCUGUGGGACCUCCCAGUGCCCCCAAGCCUUCGGUCACUAUUAGCAAUGGCAGGGACCCCCGGCGUGCCAAGAGAUGAAACUGGCAUUAGGGACAUCUUUCCCACGACCUCUUAACCCCUACCCCCCCACUCUCCUUUCCAUCUACCUUUUGAACAAGCCAAACCUGGCAUUCACAACAUUAUCACUGAAAAAGACUAGUUUCUGAUCUGCAACUUAUACUGGUUAACCUAGGCGACGUUGUCUUUCUCUAGUUGAGCUAAUCUUUGUUGGUUAUGCUGUCAAUUGCAUAAAGCACCUCACUGAAUAAUUGUGACCUAAACAUGAACACAGUAGCAGGACUUGCAAAGCUCUGGACAUGAAGUAAGUUUACCCACUUCCACCACAAUUGCCAAUUUUGUGCCAAUGUUAUUGACAACCCUCCCUGUGCCUCCCUCUCGCCCAUCUUGUUGGCUGAAACUAUACACCCUACUUGACCACUAGAUGCACUUUCUUCUCUUUAAGUCAAAGUGAAUGCAUCACUAAUUUGAUUAAGUAACGGAUUACUGCUGAUGGGGAAAGCCUUACGUAGGCGAAACAACUUUUUGGACAGAAUUAACUAACAAAACCCCCCUUGGAAGGAUCACAACUCCCUUCUCAACCAAAACAUAUCAAAAGUGACUGAAAAGAAAGGUGAUAGUUUGAUUUUUAACGGUAGGUCAAUUAGAUUUAGUUGAGAAUGGCUACAGUUUUCUUGAGGACUAGUUUAUUUGCUGUCCAGUUAUGAACAAUACAUUUGUUAGGUGGGAACACUUAAGAGGUUCACCCAAAUAUAUUUUACUGACAUUUUGAUUUCUGUUUAAUCUCUGAGAUAGAUGGUGAAGUAGCUAAUGAGUGCAAUAAAUAAUAUUGUCACAUUUAA